AUGGAAGAUCAACAACAAAAGCAACAUGUUCAGUGUCAAAGUUCCAAUACUAAUAAUCCAAACAACAUUGAAAGGAGUGAAACUGUGAGAUCAAGAUGGACACCAAAACCUGAACAAAUCCUUAUACUUGAAUCCAUUUUCAAUAGUGGAAUGGUUAAUCCACCAAAAGAUGAAACCAUUAGAAUAAGAAAACUUCUUGAGAAAUUUGGUUCUGUUGGUGAUGCUAAUGUUUUUUAUUGGUUUCAAAAUCGCCGAUCUCGUUCUCGUCGCCGUCAAAGGCAGAUGCAAGCCGCCGCUCAACUAAGCGGUGGCAGUGCAAAUCCAUACCACCAAUACCACUGCAGCACCAAUAGUGCUAACAGUUUGUCUCUUGGUGCUGCAAUUGGUUUUGGUGGUUCGUCUAAUUUCACUAUGAAUUCUUCAUCUUGUAAUUCAUCAUAUAAUAAUAACUUUUCUGGUUCUUCUUCAUCAUGUGGUCUUGGAGUUGGUCUCGGCGUCCGUGUUGGUGGUGGCGGAGAUGAAGGGUUUGGGGGUUUGUUCUUAGGUUCUACUCCAAUUAAUUUCUCUGAAACUGAUCAUACCUCAGCUGCUUCAUCAGCUUUGUACCCUUCAAAUCAUGCUUCAAAUUUCAACUUCCAUUCAGGAUUUGGGGGGAGCAAUGUUUCAAGUUUGAUCACAGUGCUCAUCAAUGGGGUUGCAACCGAAGUUCCAAGGGGUGCAAUUGACAUGAAAUCAAUGUUCGGUGAAAAUGUUAUGUUAGUUCAUUCUUCUGGAGUCUUAGUUCCAACCAAUGACUUUGGUUUCUUGAUGCAGAGCCUGCAGAAUGGUGAAAGCUACUAUCUGGUUUCAAAGCAAACCCAAGCAUGA
Messenger RNA from Trifolium pratense (red clover), 867 nucleotides. RefSeq names its product WUSCHEL-related homeobox 11-like. Gene Ontology annotation, molecular function: DNA binding; DNA-binding transcription factor activity. The record is from RefSeq and is a predicted model, not a curated record. The coding region runs from base 1 to 867 and encodes 288 amino acids. Gene Ontology annotation, biological process: adventitious root development. NCBI's taxonomy places the organism in Eukaryota, Viridiplantae, Streptophyta, Magnoliopsida, Fabales, Fabaceae. The transcript is spliced from 3 exons.